AUGUUUGCACGAUGGUGGGCUGAAAAGAUCGAAACAAAACCACCUAGCCUGUCAGCUAGCUAUGUGGAAGAUGAGGGAAUCCGCCGAGCAAUUAACGCGCGUCGUGUCAUGGUCAAUGAUAUCAGCGACUUUGCUGAUGACACACCCUGUCUGCCCUGGCUCAUCUGCACUUCGCUUGGGCAAAAAGCCAUGACUGAUGGGUUCGUCGAGAGUUCUGGUAUCUAUGAGGGAAAGCGAGCAUAUGCCGGGCAAAUCGAGAAAUAUGUCUGGUUGCCAGCCAAGAAUGUUCGCAAAAUUGAGGUUCUGUACGAAGCAGCCUGGCAAGGGGAUACUGAAUUCCUGGAUCGCGAGGAGUUCAAAGACAACUUUCCAGAGUACCAUGAGGGAUGUAUCAAAGGUGGAACUAUCAACAGCACGCGGGAGUGGCCUAUCGACUAUGGUAUUAUGAGAAACAAUUCAACAUAG
This is a messenger RNA of Penicillium paradoxum, 465 nucleotides long. RefSeq lists its product as uncharacterized. Bases 1 to 465 code for a protein of 154 amino acids. The record is from RefSeq and is a predicted model, not a curated record. Lineage: Eukaryota; Fungi; Ascomycota; Eurotiomycetes; Eurotiales; Aspergillaceae. The transcript is spliced from 2 exons.